AUCUGGCUUAAAUUCCCACGUUAGGUACGUGAAAAGUCUAAUAUAGAUUUAUCCGUAAAUAAACAGAAUAAUUAUCUUAUCUGCUAUGCGGCAGUGCGCGGGAGGGGCGAGGUCCCGUUAGUCAGAGCCACAGCUGAUUUCACAUGUCUGUGACCGUGCCGCCGCGCGCUCGCUUUGCACUACACGAACGAAAAUGCCGGUAACUUAGAACUAUAAUCCGAUACGCCAAACUAUUGUGGAUACUGUGACUUCCGUGUAGUUAUUGAAGCAAUUAGUGUAUAAUCCAUCCAUAACAUACUACAUCCGUGGUUUUCACCAAUGUGAUCCGCGAAUAUGAGAAGCGACAUGGCGUACCGAGGGCUGUCGGAGCACGUGGAGCUAGAUAGGGCUGCAGACCCUACCGAACGAUACACGUUACAAGACCUUAUAGGUGAAGGGACUUAUGGGGAAGUCUACUGCGCUAGAGAUAAAAAGUCUGGAAAACGGGUGGCAGUUAAGAUUUUGGAAAACAUAGCUGAAAAUAUCGAAGAAAUAGAAGAAGAAUUCCUAGUCUUUCGGGAUCUAUCUAGUCAUGCCAACAUUCCUGAAUUCUUUGGGCUAUUUUUGAAACGUGGAAUAACUUCCGAAGAUGAUCAAAUAUGGUUUGUUAUGGAGCUUUGCACAGGAGGAUCUGUCACAGAUCUGUGUGCAGGAAUGCGCGCACGAGGCACCAGUCUAACGGAACCGCAGCUAGCAUAUGUGCUCCGGGGAACAGUCAGAGCUUUAACUCAUCUACAUUCACAUCGAUGUAUGCAUCGCGAUGUUAAAGGACACAACAUUCUUUUAACUGAAAAUGCCGAAGUCAAACUCGUCGAUUUUGGUGUUUCAUCUCAUCUAGCUGCGACUAUUGCCAGAAGAAAUACAUCUGUAGGAACUCCUUAUUGGAUGGCACCUGAAGUCAUAGCAUGCGAACAACAAUUAGAUCAAUCUUACGACUGUAGAUGUGAUGUUUGGUCUGUAGGUAUAACAGCUAUAGAGCUAGCUGAAGGAGAGCCACCACUAUCUGGACUGCAUCCAAUGAGGGCUUUAUUCCAAAUUCCACGAAACCCACCACCGACAUUGACCCACCCAGAACAAUUUUCGGCGCAACUUGCUGAUUUCAUUUCGGAAUGUUUGGUAAAGGAUAUGAAUCAGAGGCCAUUUGCACGCGAACUAUUGGAGCACCCAUUACUACUUGCAGUUAGUAGUUUUGAGGAUAAAAUUCGAAAAGAACUUCAAGCUGAAAUAAAACGACAGCGGGCUGAAGGUAGGAAUUGUCGUGCUCCAGAAGCAACAACUAAACGAGGAAAGCUUAAAUCACAUCGCAAAGCGAAGCCAGAAAAAAUGUACACUGAUGAUUUAGCCACACUCGAAGUACUUACAGAAGAAGCGAUAGUGGAACAAUUACAGAAGAGAUAUUCACAGAAUCAGAUCUAUACGUAUAUUGGAGAUAUAUUAGUAGCAGUCAAUCCUUUUACAGAUAUAGGAAUUUACACAUUAAAGAGUCAAGAAACAUACCAAGGUCGUUGUCGAUCGGAUAACCCACCACAUAUUUUUGCUGUAGCUGAUGCAGCACAUCAAGCACUUAUGCAUCAAAAGCAGCAUCAAGCAAUAGUCAUAUCUGGCGAAAGUGGGGCUGGCAAGACUGAAUCUGCUAAUUUAUUAUUAAAGCAAAUUGUUUAUUUAUCAAAGACGCAAAGUGGAAACCUUCAAGACAAAAUACUUCAAGUGAAUCCAAUAAUGGAAGCAUUUGGUAAUGCGCGAACUGGAAUCAACGCAAAUAGUUCUCGAUUCGGGAAAUAUUUAGAUCUAUCUAUGAUGAGGGUGGGAAAGAUAUCAGGAGCUAGAAUAUCUGUAUAUCUUUUAGAGCAAUCUAGAGUUGUGCACCAAGCAUUUGGUGAAAGUAAUUUUCACGUUUUUUAUUACUUGUAUGAUGGUCUUGAAAGUGAAGGGCGAUGGAGGAAGUUCUAUCUUGACGAUCAAUUCAAAUCGAGACAUCGAUACUUACAACCUUUGUCGGUAACUUAUAGGGAGCAUAAUGUAUACCGAUGGCGCCAACUGAACCAAGCUUUUAAGGUUGUCGGCUUUCACGAAGACGAGGUACAAGUUUUGUAUAAAAUGUUAGCUGCCAUAUUACAUUUGGGAGAUAUUGAAUUCGCAGAGACAGCUGGGGAAGAUAAUACUGAUAACAGGGCGACGAUAAUUGAUACAGCGCCAUUACACAGGGCGUCCUGUCUCCUGGGAGUAGAAACUGUAGACCUCCGAGAAUGCCUUACAAGUAGUAGCGUAGUAACAAAAGGCGAAACUAUCGCCCGAUACUGUUCGCCUUUCGAAGCUGCGGUCGCAAGAGACGCCACAGCACGAGGCUUGUAUGCGAGAGCGUUUGAUAGAAUUGUGGAGCGAAUUAAUGCUCUGCUUUGCCAUAAUCGCCCACAAAGUAAUGACCAAUUGUCUAUCGGCAUCCUAGAUAUUUUUGGUUUCGAAAACUUCACAAGAAAUUCCUUUGAACAGCUCUGUAUAAACAUAGCAAAUGAGCAGAUCCAAUAUUACUUCAACCAACAUAUAUUCACUUGGGAACAACAAGAGUAUAUGGCGGAAGGGGUUCCAGUAGACCUUGUUGAGUUUUCUGACAAUAGACCAGUUUUGGACAUGCUUCUGUCUCGACCUAUGGGCUUAUUAGCACUGCUUGAUGAGGAGAGUCGAUUUCCACGAUCAACAGACAGGAGUCUUAUUGAAAAAUUCCAUCGUAAUAUAAAGAGUAAAUUUUACGUGCGACCAAAAUCUGAUGCAAUUUGUUUCGCAAUCCAUCACUUCGCCGGUCGUGUUGUGUAUCAAGCUGACGGGUUCUUGGAAAAGAAUCGAAAUUUCCUCCCACCUGAGGUUGUGCAAUUGAUGAGGCAAAGUCAAUACGAUGUCAUCAGAUUCCUAUUCCAAUGUCCGAUAACGAAGACUGGCAAUUUAUACUCGCCGCUCCAAGGAGACUUGGAUUCCAGGACAUUGGACAGUCCUUUAUCGGGUGAUUUUCGAGAUCGCUUCAACAGCCGUGGUCUUGCAUCUCAGUCCCGCGCUCAGCAGACUGUUGCAACUUACUUCCGCUAUUCCUUGAUGGAACUUCUACAAAAAAUGGUUAGCGGCACUCCACAGUUCGUGAGAUGUUUAAAACCAAACGAUUCAAGAUCACCAAAACAUUUUGAUUCCACGAAAAUCUUGAAGCAAUUGCGUUAUACUGGCGUACUAGAAACUAUUAGGAUAAGGCAGAAUGGAUUCUCGCAUAGAUUAACUUUUGACGAUUUUUUGAAAAGAUACGGGUUCCUAGCAUUUAGUUAUAAUGAAGAAGUCAAACCAAAUCGAGAUACUUGCCGUUUAUUAUUAAUAAGACUGAGGAUGGACGGAUGGGCGCUGGGCAAAUCAAAAGUGUUCCUCAAAUAUUACCAUGUCGAGACUCUUGCCAGAAUUUAUGAACAAGAGAUAAGAAAAGUAGUGCUAGUCCAAGCGCGUGUGCGUGGCUGGCUCGCCCGUCAGCGCUACCUGCGCAUGCGCGCACAACUAGCGGUUUCAGCGCUGACACUGCAGCGCCAUGUACGCGGCUGGCUCACACGCAAGCGGCUGCAGCGGGAACGCCAACAGCUGCUCGCGAGAGAGUUUACUCGGGAGCAGGACGAUAGGAAGCAACAGGGUUUGUUGAACAAAAACAAAGCAAUGAUGAAAGCGAAGGUGUUGAGGCAAAUGACUUCAGAUGAGAACAACGACAGGAGCAGCAAUAACAAGGAAAAUGUAUCCGAUAAGGCGGCUGUAAUCAUUCAAAGCCAUUACCGCGGCUACAACACGCGGCGCAAGCUCAAGAAGGGCCAGGCGCCGCCACCGCCGCGCCACCCCGCGCCCGCGCCCCCCGGCCCCGCGCACCGCACCCCCGCACCUCCCGCGACCCGCUCCCCCGCGCCGCCCGCGCACUCGGUGCACGAGAGAGCUGCGCAACUGCAGAUAUUCACUGAACGGGUUCACAACACAAACCAGGAGAUUCACAAAAAUCUCCGUCGUAACAAAUCCGGGAUUCGUUUGAAUGAAGUCAGCAAGCCUCCCGAAGAGUACCGAGCACCGCCCGGCUUUACUCUGGUGCCAGCAAUUAUAAGAGGACAACCUUCCAAAAUAGAAGCAGAAGCUAGUAGAUUAUCCAGUCCGUCGCCAGAAUUUUUAGUAAGUCCCGGUAUUCCAUGGAAUAACGAUUUAUAUGAUGAUAAUAACAAUCAGGAACUUUUUAGAAAUCAAAGAUCCUCAAACCAAAGUUAUGGUGAAAAGCCGCUCCAAAACAACCAGAAUUGGCAAAAUCUGCCUUGCAACAGGCAGUGUGGAGGUCUAGUCAGUGAGGAAAUAUUGCAAGGCAACAAAAUAAUAGAACUAGUGAAAAAGUCCCAAAAGUCCGACCCGCCACCGCGCCCCGUGUACAGCCCGGCUUACGACCCCGAAUCCGAUUUGAGGAAAAUCCUAAGGAACUCGCCAGAAAUGCUCGCAAAACCCAUGUUUAGUUCGGACGAUGACUAUGGACCUUUUCGUUUUAAACAAUUAUUGAGACCCACCGUAGGUCCAACGGAAAGUCUGAGAAAGCGGAAAGUCAAAACUUCCCCAGGACAAAGUCCUUGGCUCUCCGAUAGUUCCCAGGAUAGCAAUAGCUCUAAGGAACUUUAUAAUAAACGACGACCUCAAAUUAGUAUGGGAGUCUAUUAUAACUAAGCAAUACAUUCCAUAUUAAACAUAUAAGUAUAGAGAAAUAAAUAUUGUCAGAAAUAAACUAAUAAUUUGUAGUUUAGUGGUAGGAUUGAUAUGCAAAAGCCGUCCUGUUGUAGAUAUGUUCUAGGAUCCUAAAUAAUGCUAGAUACAUAACACAUGUUUUAGAUCUUUUUGUGUAUUUUACAAAAUUGGUUUUAAUAUAAAAAAGGAGUUGUAAUGGUAAACUAUAUAAAAUUGAACUAACCGUCGAUUGAAAUACUUAAAAAAAUAAAUCAAUUUGUAACAAGCACUAAAAUAAAAUAUUCGAAUAAAAAAAUGUUUUUGAAUAUAAAUUAUAAGUACAUAAUAUUAUAUUAAUAAAAUGUUUAUAUUAAUUUAAUUUAUAAUUGAUUACCAAAGUAUACUUUUAAUUGUAAGAAUAGCUAUUAAAAAAAUCACUAUGAGUUGAUUAGCAUUAAGAUUUUGAGUAUGUAUUUUCAAAUAGUGGUUGAAGUCUGAAGAUAAUAAUAAUUAUUAUAUUAUGUCUUUCUUACUGUACCUUCAUCAAUUUAUUUUUCAAGGAUAUAAUAUACUUAUAUUAUGUAUUUGGUCGAAAUUUGUAAUAUUUUGGGAGUGUUUGUUUUUCUGUGAUUACUCCGUUCGUAUGACCAUAUAAAUAAAAAGUGAAUAUUAUUUUAAAUGUGAAAUUUUCAUGUUUCAAAUUAUUCAAAAAAUCAAAUUAUUGCCUAAAGGUAAUUGACAUUUAAGUUAACAAGAGUGAUUAAAAAUACUGUUUCCUCCUAUUUAAUUUCACUCUUACUAUCUCAUAUUAUAUCUGUACUUAAUAUUUUUAGCUGAUCAUUGACAAGUUUUGUGAUAAUGUGCCAAUGAUUAUUGUAAGGAAUUAUUGAUAAAUAAUUGUAUCUAAGUGUAAGAUAUAUAUGUGAUUAAUAAAUUUUAUUCAGAAAA
Colias croceus (clouded yellow) is the source of this 5691-nucleotide messenger RNA. RefSeq names its product myosin-IIIb-like. Lineage: Eukaryota; Metazoa; Arthropoda; Insecta; Lepidoptera; Pieridae. Gene Ontology annotation, molecular function: cytoskeletal motor activity; protein binding; protein kinase activity. Gene Ontology annotation, cellular component: myosin complex. The transcript has 23 exons. The record is from RefSeq and is a predicted model, not a curated record. Gene Ontology annotation, biological process: protein phosphorylation. The coding region runs from base 334 to 4746 and encodes 1470 amino acids.